Arabidopsis lyrata subsp. lyrata is the source of this 1998-nucleotide messenger RNA. RefSeq names its product dof zinc finger protein DOF3.5. Bases 880 to 1632 code for a protein of 250 amino acids. Gene Ontology annotation, molecular function: DNA-binding transcription factor activity; DNA binding. The transcript has a single exon. The record is from RefSeq and is a predicted model, not a curated record. Gene Ontology annotation, biological process: regulation of DNA-templated transcription. Lineage: Eukaryota; Viridiplantae; Streptophyta; Magnoliopsida; Brassicales; Brassicaceae.
UGGUGAUCUAAUUUCUGCAUAUAGUAUAAGGUAAGCUAAAUUUCAGGAAAUUUUGUAACAAAUAUAUAGAAAAACGUAAGACUGCCAAUAUUCACAUGAUCCAAGAAGCUCUUUUCCCCAUUCAGAUUAUCCUUUCCAAGCCCCCUUUUUCUGUGGGUAAAUAAUCAAAUAAAUUGAAGUCAAAGUAGACAAAUAGAGACAGUCCUUGUUCUUCAAAACUUGUGCUUUCUUGUUUCACCUUCUCGUUCCAUAGUUUCUAUUCACAGACGAUCGUUACGCAUACCUUACAUAUAUACCAUUUUCAUACUAUAUAAUAUGACUAUCUAUGAUCCGUUAUCUACAAGUUCUGUUUCUUAACGACUCUGGCCAAAUCUUCACCGUCCUCGAGAAUUUUAUGCGAACAGAAAAUGUUGCAUUAAUAUAGAUAACUCAUUGUUUACUUUUUUUUUUAAAACAAAGUAAUAUAUAGUUAAUUUUACAUUCUAUUAAAGAUAGACAUAUAGUAAUCGUGCAGCGUCCAUUAACUAAGCCGUACAAAUAGCGCAAUGUACACCCAAUAACCCAUCUCUCCAAAGAGGCCAUAGGCUUCUUAGUUCGCUUCGAAACAAUCUCCAAGAAGAUCUAUUUUCUUAUUCAUAUCUUAUGCUAAAAAACAAAUACUAGUAUUUAAAAUAUUUAUCAAAGAUUCAAACCCUUAACCCUGUCUCCCCCAAGAAGCAACAGUGAGUGCAACCUUACGAGGCAUUUGCUCCCCAACACUUCCUCCACUUUCCAGCCUCCACGUGUCUCACCCUCUCCACAUGCACUAACUCUCACACACACAUUCAUGCAUGCGUAUAUAAUACAUUCUUAAUCUGAGAGAGUAAGGAAGAGAGAGAUAUGGAGAGAGCAGAGGCCUUGACGUCAUCGUUUAUAUGGCGGCCAAACGCAAACGCAAACACGGAGAUAACGCCGAGUUGUCCAAGAUGUGGAUCCUCCAACACAAAGUUCUGUUACUACAACAACUAUAGCCUAACUCAGCCUCGCUACUUUUGCAAAGGCUGCCGCAGAUAUUGGACCAAAGGUGGCUCCCUCCGCAAUGUUCCUGUAGGUGGUGGCUGUCGCAAAUCCCGCCGCCCCAAAUCCUCCUCUGGUAACAACGCUAAAACCGGCCUAACCGCUAAUUCUGGCAGCUCUGGUGGUGGUUCACCAAGUAUAGAUCUUGCUCUUGUUUACGCCAAUUUCUUGAAUCCAAAGACUGAUGAAUCUAUACUACAAGAAAACUGCGAUUUAGCUACAGUCACUACGGAUUUUCUAGUUGAUAAUCCUACUGGCACUUCCAUGGACCCUUCAUGGAGUAUGGACAUCAAUGAUGGUCAUCAUCAUGAUCAUUACAAUAAUCAGGUGGAACACAUUGUGGAGGAAUGUGGUUAUAAUGGCUUGCCUCCAUUUCCUGGUGAAGAGCUUCUCUCUUUAGACACUAAUGGUGUUUGGUCUGAUGCUUUGUUGAUUGGCCAUAACCACGUAGAUGUUGGUGUGACUCCGGCUCAGGCUGUACACGACCCGGUGGUUCAUUUCGCUGAUGAAUCCAAUGAUUCCACCAACCUCUUGUUUGGAAGUUGGAGCCCUUUUGAUUUCACGGCCGAUGGAUGAUACUUAUAUUUGCAUAUAAAUUUAUGAAUUUGUGUUAUUGUACCUAUCAUACAAAUGAUAUACACAAUUAUAUGAAAUCUUAUAGAUCAUUUCAUGUAAUUAAGAAACUCGAUAAUUUAAGUACAAAUUUAAGGGGUAACAUGUAUACGCUAUAUAGGAUCAUUAUUUAUUUUGGUUAUUCAGUCGUUUUCAAGAUUUCCUCAAGAAUCACACGUGGAGGUCCUUGUCUUUGGAUUCGAUUGGGAUUUGCUUCGUUACUUGAACUUGCACAAUUCAGAGAAAGUGAGACGCACGUGUAUCACGGGUGCACGUGUGAGAGCCUGUUAGUAUCUCUGGCCUAUGUGUUAGUGUGUAGAUCCUUCUCCA